Molecule: messenger RNA, 786 nt
Organism: Clonostachys byssicola
Lineage: Eukaryota; Fungi; Ascomycota; Sordariomycetes; Hypocreales; Bionectriaceae
Source: the annotation of a GenBank genome assembly
AUGUCGUCUGAACCUUCCAAAAUAGAGGAAACCCUCGAGCCACACGACUCUUCCAUAGUCGAGGCUGAGGCGCAACAGGACCAUUUUGAAAACCCUCCGAGUUACGAAGUUGACGAGAAUUUCAAGCGGAAGCCGGAUGCUACGGAAGAAGACUGGCGACUUGGUUCCCCGUUGGAUAAAGAAGCCCCUUGCCCGGAAGACUGGGCAACCAGGCCAAUACCAAAUUUGAUCUUUGCUUUGACGCCCUUAGUCAAGAACAGUUCGGUGAUACGGGAGUGGUUCAAGACCGUCCCCGAACGGGAUUGGUAUGCAGCCUUACGGCUCAAUGCGAAGAAUAUCCCGGGCCUCAUGCGGGACGGUUUUCACUGGUCAUCGGCUAAUAUUAUACCGGGACGUGGCUUCAUACUACUGAACAAUCGGGACCUACCUAGAGAGAUUGGCCUCGGGCUUACUAGCUGCAAUCAUACGCGAACAUAUAAGUUGAAGGGGAACGAGAACACCGACAUUGAAUGGCGGGGCACAUUGUAUGUGUCCGCGAGGAAGUCUUGUACUAUUACCACUUUCGACCUCAAUUGGUUGACCCAAGACAAGAUCAUAUUCGUGAGCGCUUACGACUGGAACUCAAAGCCAGUCUAUUCCUACAAUUGGUUUCGAAACAGCGAGAAUUUCAACGUGGUGUAUGAAGGCAUGCCUUUGAAAGGCUGGUGGCCCUGGCCCAAGGCUGAGCCGCCUUCACAAGGAAAUGCUUCCGCGGCUACUAGGGAGAACUCGAUUGGGGAAAGAUAG